CUCUGGCUAGGGACAGCCUCGCUAGGGACGGCGAAAUGGACAGAGGUCUUUAAGUGAGAAGUUGUCUUGCGACUUAGGAAACCCCUUGCACAAAGCAACCACGCUCCAUCGUUUCCACUCUACACAAUAUUUGACUUUUGUGACUCUCACCCCACGAUGUCUAGUCGGAGGACACAUUCAAGUCGGAGGACACAGCAGCGCAGAACCACUCAUACUCAUAUGGGCAGUUCUCGGACAAAUGAAGUGACCUUUGAAGAAGAAGAAGAGGAGGAGUACAUCGACAACCCCAUGCACGACUUCGAUGACGAGGAUACUUUCAGCGGCCCCAACGGAGCUGGUAGUACUGGAAAGCCUAUGAGCCGAAGGGACUAUGAGGCUCAAGCAACUGUAUUCGAUUUUCACUCUCGCUCUUCUGCGAAUCCUGCUGUGCAGCAAAGCGGCGCGCAGAGAUUUGCUCAAGGUUCUUCGUAUGGAGCAGUUGUUGAAGGCGACUUUUGGAAAUGCUUUCCGUGCAACGACAAUGGCACUGUGGACGCGUACUUUGUCAAGAAUUGUCCACGACCAUAUUGCAACAGGCCGAGGGGCAUCCGAGGGACUUUUGAAACAGUAUGGCGAUGUGCCAUUUGUAAUGACCCAAUUGAUGCGAGAUUGGGGACCUGUUAUCGUGGGUGUAGGUAGUUGUGGAUACGGGACGGGACUCAUAGGACGUUCUAAACAGUCAUUGUCAGUUGCCAACCACGUAAUUCACCCCUUUAGAUUAGGUCAACUACAAAGGCAUAUAGACCCUUUACUAGCCCGUACUUUUUGUAUUUUAGAUAUCUCAAUUCAUGCUAACUUGAC
Molecule: messenger RNA, 840 nt
Organism: Hyaloscypha bicolor E
Lineage: Eukaryota; Fungi; Ascomycota; Leotiomycetes; Helotiales; Hyaloscyphaceae
Exons: 3
Coding region: 157-678 (173 amino acids)
Source: RefSeq, a predicted model, not a curated record